GGACCUCGGAUUAGGGGUUGCUAGCAGCAAUGUGUCCGCAACCCCCAAGCCUACAGAGGAGGCUCCCAAGGAUGCACCAGAAGCAGACACCUAGUCUGCGAAAGAACUGGUGGCAUCCAUGCUCCGAGAUUCGCCGUAUCCUGAUGUGGUCAAGGACCGGCAGCCAUCGGCAAAGAUCCCCAUAGGUGAGCCUAUUAUGCCACCUCCCUUGGAUCUGCUACCUUUUGCUUGACUUGUUUACCUGAGAGGAGUCUUCUUAAGUCCACCUCAACAAGAUGAGCCUGUGGGGCAAACUAUGUCUGAGCCCCAAAGGGACGAGGUGUCAUCGCUGGUGGUGGGGGCAGGUACUUCCGCUGCUCCAGCAGGGAGUACCCGCCACCAGCCAAAAAAAUCAAACUUGCACAAGAAAGUAUGGAGAAAUGCCAAAAAUUUGUGCAAGAUCAAAUGUCUGAGUGCCAGAAGCUCCUGGCGGAGAUGGCGGAAAAAGAGGGCUGCAAGCCCCCAGAAGGCCAAGAAGUUCUUGCUCUGAGAGAGCAAGUGUCCAAGCUCGCAGUGGACAAAGAAGCUCUCGAGGAGAGGGUUACAUCGCAGCUUGCGAAGCAUAAGGAUUGCCACAAGAAACAGAGAGAACUCCGAAAAUCAUUAAAGAUUCAGGAGAAUCUGGUGUUAGAUUUAAAGCUUCUUAUGUACCGUCGCACAGAUGAAAUCGAGAAGCUGCAGAAGAUGAAAGCCGACUACGACGUGCAGCUUGUUGAAAUGUUUCAACAGGUCAAGGAUUUGUCAGAAUCCAGGGCCUCGUUGUAGCAGGAACUUGAUGAGCUAAAGGUCGCGGCCCAAGCUAUUGUGGACAUGGUGGACAUCUCCGAGGAGGAUGUUGAAGCACCACUAUCCUUGGUGGAACAACUACGAAAAGUUCCACAAGGUAUCAUGAAGUACCUCUCGGAGACCACCUGGCAAUACGUGUCUCACGUGCUCGGGUUGGUGAAGUCCUACUGGCCACAAGUGAACCUGGCUCCACUUGGUGAAGGCAUGAACCCUGAUUCCGAUGAAGACAAGUUUGUCGGGUUCCUCGGGGAAGUCAAGCCUGUAGCUGACAGGAUAGUCGACAGCUUGGAGCAGGAUGCCUGAGUCUGGCCGUAUUUGAUGUAAAAUCUUGCUGUGAGAUAUUGUUUGGUCAUCUGUGCAUCAAACGAUUUCUGUUAUGUACAAAUUUCAGUUUUGAUUUGUACUAAGUCAUGAUGCUUGAGUGUU
Messenger RNA from Panicum virgatum (switchgrass), 1251 nucleotides. RefSeq lists its product as uncharacterized. The record is from RefSeq and is a predicted model, not a curated record. The transcript has 3 exons. Bases 412 to 804 code for a protein of 130 amino acids. Lineage: Eukaryota; Viridiplantae; Streptophyta; Magnoliopsida; Poales; Poaceae.